Molecule: messenger RNA, 201 nt
Organism: Paraglomus brasilianum
Lineage: Eukaryota; Fungi; Glomeromycota; Glomeromycetes; Paraglomerales; Paraglomeraceae
Source: the annotation of a GenBank genome assembly
GACAAGAUAAUGAAAAAGUUUGAGCAGUAUAUUGAUGAAGUGUUGAAGAAGUCCAUUGACUUUUCGGAGAUAGCAAACAAAGUGAUCGAGGAAUAUUUAAAGCAAAUGUCAAAUGUUCUCACUGCCGAGGAAAUAGAAACUCCAAUGCCAGCAUACAUUACAUUCUCGGAUUCUCCGCUCGAAGACUGUUUGUGUGGGUAA